GGUCGGCCGGCGUAGUCUCGCCCGGGAGAGCGCGCGAAGGAAAGAGAGAGAGAGAAAGGGAGACGGAGUGCGACGUUACUCGCACUGGGCGAUCGAGCGUGGCACCAGAGAAGCGACAGAGAGCGAGAGAAACCGGCUGAAUCGCAGUGGCGGAUUAUAGGACACGGAAUUUGAACUAAUUUCGAGACUUCCCGUCGCUGGAUGCGACGAGAGGAUCGAGCGCCUCCGCGUUGGAGAUCCGCCCCGAGCCCCGAGCCGCCCGAAAAUCGGAGGGCGCUGACGGCCUCGGCGCGGUAAUCCGCCACUGGUCGGGAUCGACGCAGCGGGCAGCAGCGGGUAGCAGCAGCGGGCGAGGAAAGGCGAGGGAGAAGGACGGAUAUACCUCGCGGGACGCGCACGGAGGUGGUCGCACACGGGGCGGGCCGGUCGGUCUCACCACUUCGCGGAGUGUAUUUUUUUUCUUGCGCCGCGCGUAAUCGCGAGGAGGAGAGCGACUGACAGGCAGAGAAGGACGGGCGACGAGGCGGCGAAGGUUGCGACUGACGAGAAAGACGGAGUGAGAGAGAGGGAGCGAGAGAGCAGGACAGCGAGAUCGUCCGAUUGACGGGCUCGACGGAUACCGAUGCCGGUGGCUGUUGGACCGCGUGGUCUCGCGAGGAUGCUCCGUCAGUGAUCGCCACUCCGUCCGACAGCGGUGUACAUUGUUGUUGUUAUUGUCGUUGAUCGAUAUUCUCGCGAGAAGAAGAGAAGGCGCCAAAGAGAGAGAGAGAGAGAUAGAGAUAGAGAGAAGAAACCCGGCGAGGGGGCGAGCGAGCGAGGGAGAGGCAGGGAGAAGAAACUGUCGCGGCAGGAAGCACCGCGAGAGGUUGGCAACGGUGGUGGUGUGCCCGCUCUGCCGCUGGGGUGGUGGUGGAGGUGGUGGUGGUGGUGGUUCGCCGUGACACAGUGGUGGAACGGAGGCACGAAGGACACGACCGUGAGAGAAGAAAAGAGGGUUGUUAUGGGGCGAGAAUCCCGUGGCGUGUUGCUGCUCGUCGCGCUGGCCGUGCUGGCAGCCGCGGACGCCUUCUCGACCGACAGUAAACUAGCUUGUCCUUUGCGGCAGUUCCGAUGUGCCAAUGGCAGAUGCAUACCGAUCUCGUGGGUCUGCGACAAAGCGGACGAUUGUACUGACAAUUCCGACGAAAGCCCGGAGGAAUGCAAAAACACCCAGGAAUGCAAGGACACGGAGUUCAAGUGCAGUAACGGCAGAUGCAUACCCAAUAUAUGGCAUUGCGACGGCGAUCGAGAUUGCCCGGACGGCACUGACGAGGACCCCGCUGUCUGCAGGACCAAGACCUGUACGCCGGAACAAUUCACAUGCCAUUCGGGAAAUGGCGAGUGCGUGGCAUUAACAUGGAUGUGCGACGACAACCCCGACUGUUCGGACGGUUCAGACGAGGCUGAGUGCAACGACACUUGCCGGUCGGACGAGUUUACCUGCGCGAACAAGCACUGUAUCCAACAGCUGUGGGUCUGCGACAACGACAACGAUUGCGGGGACAACAGCGAUGAGAAAGGUUGCGGGCCGGUAACGUGUCAUCCUGGCACUGAUUUUGCGUGUUCCGAGAAUUAUUGCAUAACGUCGCGAUGGAGAUGCGACGGCGACUACGAUUGUCCCGAUCGAUCCGACGAAAUAGGAUGCAAGGAUAUCCACGGGAAGAAGACGAGCCACUGUGACAAGGAGUUCGAUUGCGACGAUGGUGUUACUUGCAUCCAUCAGACUUGGGUAUGCGACGGCGAAAAGGACUGUCCUAAUGGUGCGGACGAAUCCCCACAGAGAUGCCACAAUGUGACUUGCAGACCCGAUCAAUUUCAAUGCGAAGAUCGACGUUCUUGCAUCUCGGGUCAUCUAUACUGCAACGGUAAAGCCGAAUGUGCCGACGGAAGCGACGAGAAGAAUUGCACGAGCAAAAUCAUAAGCUGCGAUCCGCGAAUUCAGUUCCAGUGCAGCGAGGGCUCGUGCAUUCCUUUGGAAAACGUUUGCAACAAAAAUCCAGAUUGCAUCGGGUGGGAGGAUGAGAGCGCCGAGCUCUGCGGCGUGAACGAGUGUGCAAAAAACAACGGUGGAUGCUCGCAGAUUUGCGUCGAUUUGCCUAUUGGUUAUCGAUGCGAUUGCCGUGCAGGCUAUAGGCUCAUCGACAACCGCACAUGCGAUGAUAUUGAUGAAUGCUUGGAACCGGGCAGCUGUUCUCAGUUUUGCCAAAAUGAAAAGGGUAGCUUCAAAUGCAGCUGCGCCACCGGUUAUCUUAAAGAUCCGCGGAAUUUAACACGUUGUAAAGCCGCGGAGGGUCACGCAAGUCUGUUAUUUGCCCGUCGACAUGAUAUCCGGAAAGUAGCUCUAGACCGUCAAGAGAUGACCGCUAUCGUUAAUAAUACUAAAAUGGCAACGGCUUUGGACUUUGUUUUUCGCACUGGAAUGAUUUUCUGGAGCGACAUUAGUGAAAAGAAAAUUUACAAAGCUCCAAUAGAUGAAGGAAAUGAGCGCACAGUCGUUAUCGAAAACGAUUUCACCACAUCAGAUGGAUUGGCAGUUGAUUGGAUUUACAGUCAUAUUUAUUGGACAGACUCUGGGAAAGAUACCAUCGAAUUGGCCAAUUUCGAAGGAAAUAUGAGGAAGACUUUGAUACGAGAUCGCAUUCAGGAACCUAGAGCAAUAGCACUGAAUCCAUUGGAGGGUUGGAUGUUUUGGACAGACUGGAGCGACGAGGCUCGUAUUGAACGAGCCGGCAUGGACGGCACUCAUCGAUCGGUGAUUGUCGGUAAUGAUGUCAAGUGGCCUAAUGGCUUAACUUUAGACUUGAUUGGCAAGAGAGUAUAUUGGGUAGACGCAAAACUAAACAUCAUAGGUUCCUGUAAUUACGACGGUACGGGCAGACGAACGGUUUUGUACUCUCCCGAUAGCCUUAGGCAUCCCUUCAGUAUAACGACUUUUGAGGAUUACGUGUACUGGACCGAUUGGGAUAAGGAAACGAUCUUUAAAGCUAACAAAUUCACCGGCAAGGAAGUAGAACCCGUAACGUCGAUCAGAACGCUUCAGCAUCCGAUGGUAGUCCAUGUAUAUCAUCCUUACAGACAGCCUGAUGGAAUGAAUCAAUGUCAGGCUGUCAAUGGACAUUGCAGCCAUCUGUGUUUGCCCGCGCCUAAAAUCAACUCUAGAUCACCACUAUUGUCGUGCGCCUGUCCUGACGGCUUACGGUUAUUACCCGAUGGAUUGAUGUGCGUGGAAAAUGUUACUACGACCAUAGCACCGUCCACGCAAGCACCCAUGAUGCCGUUCCAGAGGCUCAAGCCUCUGAAUGUUACAACAACUGCCAAUCCACUAUCCUCAGCAGAUGCAGAUGGAAAGAGAAAUUUAGCAACUGAAUCAACAGAUCCUGGUUUAGUCGCCGGCAUCGUAAUAGGCGUAGUGACCUUAGGACUGUUAUUACUCGCACUGGUUGCAGUACUGUGCUACAGGCAUUAUCUUCAUCGUAAUGUUACUAGCAUGAACUUCGAUAAUCCCGUCUACAGAAAGACUACUGAAGAUCAAUUUAGUCUUGAGAAAAAUAGAUUCCCGCUUCCUGCAGCUACAGUUGGAGAGGAGGCUCAAGAACCAUUGACAAGUCCUGGAACAAAUGAUUAUGUUUAAGGCUCAGUCUGUCAAUAUAAAGGGUUUAAACAGGCUACUGAAGUACUAUAUCGACCAAGUGAUAAAACCAUGUAAAGAAAGAUGAGGUAUUUGCGUUGAAAGAGCCUGUCCAAACGCAUCAUGCCUGCGCUCGCUCGCAAGCCUGCCAACCAACUGUGAUUAUGUUAAUUUCUUUUGUAUCUAUUUCUUUACAAACUUUAGCACUUUGUCACUCAAAUAUAUGUAUAUUAUGCGCGCAACAUUUAGAUUUGCUCUAGGACGUAAAGGGAGAAAUAUCUCAAGAAACUUGCCAAAUAACCGAUCUUAUCUUCAUGUAGCCAAAUAGUUUGCUAAGGUCUUAAGAUUCCUACUUAACAGUUUUCCUAUUAAGUAACAUAAUUUGUAAUAUAAUACUUUUUAGAUCGAUUUAGCAUGGCCUGGCGCAUGUGGCGUAUGAUUUUACAUACGCUAUGUAUAUUAAGAAUAUUAACUUGUUAUUGUUUAAUUAUUUAUUCAGAGAUAUGCAAUGGACAUUUUUUGGGUAGAAUUUCUGCGUAAGAUAUUACUUUUUUUAGUAAUAAUAUCUUGCACAAGUCAUAUGUAAAUAAUGCGAAAAAUCUCAAUCGUGUAUUAUU
This is a messenger RNA of Temnothorax curvispinosus, 4284 nucleotides long. RefSeq names its product very low-density lipoprotein receptor-like. NCBI's taxonomy places the organism in Eukaryota, Metazoa, Arthropoda, Insecta, Hymenoptera, Formicidae. Gene Ontology annotation, molecular function: calcium ion binding; protein binding. The transcript is spliced from 14 exons. The coding region runs from base 1001 to 3670 and encodes 889 amino acids. The record is from RefSeq and is a predicted model, not a curated record.